AUGGCUGACCCCGUGGAGCCUCAGUCUCCCCUGGCCCAGGAGCCGGGCACUGCCUCACCCCUGGACCUGCCGGAGAUGGAGAAGCUCCUCACCAAGGUAGAGGCCAAGGAUGACAAGACCCCAAAGCUGUCCAAGUCCCUCUCGGGGGCCCUGGACCUGGAGCAGAAUGGCCACGGCCUGCCCUUCAAGGUGAUAUCCGAGGCACACCUGGAGGCUCCACCCUCCCGGUCCCAGUCUCGGGCCAGCUCGAGGCGGGCAUCCUCCAUCGUCACCGCCUCCUAUGCCCAGGACCGAGAGGUCCCCAAAGAUUACCUCAUUCUUGCCAUCGCCUCUUGCUUCUGCCCCGUCUGGCCCCUCAAUCUCAUCCCCCUCAUCUUUUCUAUCAUGUCUCGAGGGAGCGUGCAACAGGGAGACCUGGACGGUGCUCGGAGGCUGGGCCGCCUGGCCCGGCUGCUCAGCAUCACCUUCAUCAUCCUGGGGAUCGUCAUCAUCAUCGUGGCUGUGACGGUCAACUUCACAGGUGAGGCCCAGCCACACGGAGGGGUGCCCGGCUCCCUGGGCCAGGGGUGUUCAGAAGAAUUAAAAUUAUCCAGGGAGCUGUCCCAGCAGACGCAGCCCUGGCGGCUGGAGAGCUUGGAUGCACCCACCACCCACCACGCGAGGACGGGCUGGAGUCCCCCAGGCCCCGGAUGGGAGAACUCCUGGGCCCAACCCGCCGAGCUCAGCCAGUGUGGAGGGCCAGGGCCUGAACUCCCGUCCUGCCCAGGCCUAGGGUUCAAGCUCAGGUCCCCAGGCAGAGUGGCUCAGAGAGCACAGGCUCCCGGCUCCCAGCCCAGCCCCAUUGGGUGCUCUGACUGCCUGAUGCUCUACAUCUGCCUGGUGGAGGCUCUGCUGCAGGGCCUCUCCUGCUCCUGCCUCACCCCCCUCCCCAAACGGCUUCAGCUCCCAGACCCUCAGGGAAGGAUGCUCCAGGCUUUCCUGCCCUAUUAG
Choloepus didactylus (southern two-toed sloth) is the source of this 990-nucleotide messenger RNA. RefSeq names its product trafficking regulator of GLUT4 (SLC2A4) 1 (gene TRARG1). The record is from RefSeq and is a predicted model, not a curated record. The transcript is spliced from 5 exons. Gene Ontology annotation, cellular component: membrane. Lineage: Eukaryota; Metazoa; Chordata; Mammalia; Pilosa; Megalonychidae. The coding region runs from base 1 to 990 and encodes 329 amino acids.